Messenger RNA from Chaetomium globosum CBS 148.51, 1038 nucleotides. RefSeq lists its product as uncharacterized. Gene Ontology annotation, cellular component: mitochondrion. NCBI's taxonomy places the organism in Eukaryota, Fungi, Ascomycota, Sordariomycetes, Sordariales, Chaetomiaceae. Gene Ontology annotation, biological process: mRNA processing. The record is from RefSeq and is a predicted model, not a curated record. Bases 1 to 1038 code for a protein of 345 amino acids. The transcript has 2 exons.
AUGCUGCCCUCAUCCGUGCGCCGUGUCGUCGCUGCGACGCCUCAGUCGCCCACCGUUUCCUCCCUGUCCUCGUCCGUCCCGCGAGCUGCUGCCUCAUACAGCCUCUCGUACAGGCCGACAGGCUUUCAACAGCGCCGUUACUCGUCAUCAAAACCGUCGAGCCCGGACGACGGCUCCAAGGAUUUCGCCGCUCGCCCGGUUCCCGCAUCACGAAGCUCCAAGACAGAAAAGUCCAAGGGGCAAGCAAAAGCGGCGGCUCCACAACCCCCCAGCGUUCCUAGUACUAGGCAUAUUGGAGAUGAAGGCCUCGCCCUCUCCACCUUUUUCGCCCUCCACCGGCCCAUCUCGGUAACGCAGCUCAUGCCCAAGUCCGUAUCCGACGACGCCUUUGCCCGGAUAUUCGCCACGCGGACUCGAAACAACAGAGUCGCCGACGUGCUCUCGACCCUCUCACAAACGGUAUCUGACCUGGAGGAGCCCCUGUCGAAACUGAACGUUGCCAACGGAGACAAGCAGCGGUCGCAAGAGGCCCACGAUGCCGAGGAGGGGACAGCGAAGCUCAGCCUAAAGCACAGCGACGGCUCCGAGACCAACCUCCACAUCCAGCUCAACCCCAUGGCUGGCCAGUACCUGCCCUACGCCCCACCCCCGGCCCCCGAGCCGCUCGCCGAGACUGCCAUCGAUGCCGAGUCGGCCAACAGCGCCAUCGCCGAGGAGCUCGCGGAGCCGCAGGACGCCCAGACGCGCGUGUACAAGGCCAUGGUGACCAUCGAGGAGACGGUUGACGCCGACGGGCAGGUCAAGGUGGUGGCGCACAGCCCGGAGCUGGUCGAGGAGGGGGCGACCGAGCGGCCACAGUCCUUCCUGGAGCGCAUGCUGUGGCGACAGCUGCGGUACGACGAGUCGCGCCGCCACCAGGGCCGCACCAUGCAGGCCAUCAGCGUGCGUCGGCAGCGCAAGCUGCGCAUGAAGAAGAAGAAGUACAAGAAGCUGAUGAAGAAGACGCGGAACUUGCGGCGGAAGCUGGAUCGUCUGUAA